GUCGCUCCACUUCCGAGAUGAAGUAAAGUAGAGCUCCACCGCACACCAAGAAAGAGGACAUGGACAGACAAUCUAUUCCUCCGAAAAGUCACAGCUAGACAGGCUAUGUUAUCAGAAUACAAUCGGACUUGGGGAUAUUUUAUGGAGUCGCAAGCAAGACAGUUUUCUUUUUGUCCAAAUCUAUGUAGGACGUGGCGUCUGCGCCUGCACUGAAGUAGCCUAAAAUUAGGUUCAAUUGCAGCAAAAAAGAAUCGUGCUUUUUUUUUUUUUUUAAUUCCAAUAACGCGCAAAAAGAGCAACCUGGACUACUCUUUUGAAACAGGAAUGGUUUAUCCUCCCGAAGGUUUAUUCUACAUCGAAAUGGAUCAAGCACCGCCAGCUCUCCCACCCAGGUCAACAAAGCCAGUGUCUUCCACCAUCAACAACAACUGCCUUGCGCCACCUGCGUACUCGCUACAAGACGCUGAAUGGUACUGGGGAGACAUAACAAGGGAUGAAGUAAACGAGAAACUUCGAGACACACCUGACGGCUCCUUCCUGGUGCGUGAUGCAUCCACAAAGCUGCAAGGCGACUUUACGCUAACAUUAAGGAAAGAUGGGCACAACAAGCUCAUUAAAAUUUACCACCGUGAUGGGAAGUACGGCUUCUCAGACCCCCUCACGUUCAGCUCGGUGGUGGAGCUCAUUUGGCACUACCAGCACCAUCCGUUAGUUGAAUACAACGCCACACUGGAUCUGAUGCUCACCCAUCCUGUGUCUCGCUUCCAGCAGGUGAAGGAAGACACAGUCGAUGUCGCAGGAAGAAAACUCAAGGAGGUUCACUGUCAGUAUCAAGAGAAAUCCAAGGAGUUUGAUCGUCUAUAUGAGACAUUCACUAAGACCUCACAGGAGAUCCAGAUGAAGCGAACUGCGAUUGAAGCAUUUAACGAGACAAUGCUGAUCUUUGAGGAGCAGUGCCGCGAACAGGAGCGCUACGGAGAGGAGUUCGAACGGAACAAUCAGUCAGAGGGAGCCGACAACGAUCUGGAAAACUUUCUGAUAAAUUAUGAGAAGCUGAAGUGCCGUCUUGGGGAGAUCUAUGACAGCAAAAUCCAUCUGGAGGAAGACUUGAGAACCCAGGUUGAGGACUACAGAGAGACAGAUAGGAAGAUGAACAGCUUGCGACCUGACCUCAUCCAGCUACGCAACAUCAGAGACCAGUAUCUAAACUGGCUUAAUCACAAAGGUGUACGGCAGAAACGCAUAAAUGAAUGGCUGGGGGUACAAAGUGACAGCCUUGAUGACACAUACGUGUUGAAGGGCGACGAGAAGAAUUUGCCACAUCAGGAUGAGACGAGUUGGUUUGUGGGUGAACUUAGUCGGACACAGGCUGAGGAGAUGCUUCAGGGUAAAGCUUCGGGAACGUUCCUAAUCCGUGAAAGCAGCAAACAGGGAUGCUACGCUUGCUCUGUUGUUGUAAAUGAAGAAGUGAAGCAUUGCAUGAUCUACAGCACACCACACGGAUAUGGUUUUGCCGAACCCUAUGACGUCCACUGCUCACUCAAAGACCUUGUCCUGCACUAUCGCCUGCACUCCUUAGCGCAACACAAUGACGCCCUGGAUGUUCGGCUGUCGCAUCCAGUACACGCCAAAGCUCCAGCCACACCCUCUCAACAUGCGGAGGAACACAAACUCUUACAGACUCCAAAACACACAGCGGGGCUCCCGCCGGCUGCUCCUGAAAUGUAAACCAAUGGAGAGACAAAAGGACAUGUUUACUGUAUCCUGCAAGAACGACUGCAUCGAGGUGCAUUGUGUAAAAUUUUGCACUACAGUGAUUCCAUCAGUUUUUGUGAAUGGAAAUUCACAGAUUGAAGUGGGACCGGAACUUGAAUGUCAGCUUAAACUUUUUUUUUUUAAUUUUUUUUUUUUUUUUUUUUUUUUACAAGAGACUGUUUAAGCUUUGGAUUUUUUUUUUGUACUUCAUAUAUUGCCGUUUGUUUAAUGGACACCUUUUUGAUAGGGAUGUUGACAACCACAAAUUUGCUCACUGACAUCAGGUGCUGCACCUUCAUUUGACUUAUUAAACCAGAGUUGAUGUUUUUAGAAGUGUCCAUUUCCGUAGGUGAAAAUUUAUUCUGUUGUGCAUCUGUGAGGGGGGAAAAAUGGUGCUGUAAACAGGCUGAUUAUGUCAUAUUGAUUUGAUCGACCAAACCAUUUUUUGGCCUAAAUACUACGUACAUGUGAAUAUAUGAAAAGUUGUGGUGCAUCUUGACAAUUUUCCCCUUUCUUAAUAGACAUUUAUAUACAGUGGAUAAUUAUGUAGCAUUGCAAUCCUUGAGAAUACCAUUGUAAACUCUUAAAAUACUUAAAGUUAUACCCAGUGACCAAAGCACUUAAUAGUGAGCAAAAAUACAUCCCUAUUUAUUUCGGAAACUGCAUUCGGGCAAGAGGAGGGCAAUUUAUGUACACCUGCUGAUGUGCUGAUCAAAACAUAAUCUGAAGUACUGUAUGUUAUAUUCUGUUACUCAAAGAAGUAUAAGCUUUUUGUAUUCUAUAUAUAUUUUUUCUAUAAACAUGCCACAAGAUGAAAGCUUGAAGAAAGUGCAAUCCAACAGUAUUUCUAAUGUUGCAAUGUAUGAUGAUGAUGGUGGUGGUGAAGGUGACGCUGUUAUGAGAGGUUGACAUUUGCCACAAAAAUGCACUCUCUUUGGUGGUGUUGGUAUGAUGUGGCCUCCUAUGUUUGUGUGAACUGCCAGAGGUCCGGAAGUAUCCUGCCUCCAUUACUUGAACUGUGGCAUUGCUCGAGCUAUGAAUGUUUUUCAUGACAUGCAGCCUACAUAGCUUAAGAGGAAAGGAAUCCAUGUUGAACUUGGCACAUUUUUCAAGUUUGAGGACAAUAGAUACUCUGUACAGAGAAACUGUAAAAUGUAUUUUGGAGGUUGGUUUAUGGAAGGAGGGUGAUUUAGCCUCUUAUAAAAUAACUCCACUGGGGGAUUGAGAAAACUCCUCGGGUGAAGCUAAGCAAUGUGAGAUCCUGACCUUUUUCUUGCUGAAAGACAAUAAACUGAUGAGGGUUUUGUCAACUUA
Molecule: messenger RNA, 3069 nt
Organism: Sphaeramia orbicularis (orbiculate cardinalfish)
Lineage: Eukaryota; Metazoa; Chordata; Actinopteri; Kurtiformes; Apogonidae
Product: phosphatidylinositol 3-kinase regulatory subunit gamma-like
Exons: 10
Coding region: 325-1728 (467 amino acids)
Biological process (GO): phosphatidylinositol phosphate biosynthetic process; insulin receptor signaling pathway
Cellular component (GO): phosphatidylinositol 3-kinase complex
Molecular function (GO): 1-phosphatidylinositol-3-kinase regulator activity
Source: RefSeq, a predicted model, not a curated record